Messenger RNA from Arachis duranensis, 4027 nucleotides. RefSeq lists its product as uncharacterized. Lineage: Eukaryota; Viridiplantae; Streptophyta; Magnoliopsida; Fabales; Fabaceae. The record is from RefSeq and is a predicted model, not a curated record. The transcript is spliced from 19 exons. Gene Ontology annotation, molecular function: hydrolase activity, acting on ester bonds. The coding region runs from base 338 to 3676 and encodes 1112 amino acids.
AUUGUUUCUUUACUUUUUUUCUUUGAGUUCUGUGUGGAAUCGUAGAUUUUUCUUUCUGUAGAUUUUCCUUUUUCAUUUUACUAAGUGAACUUGAUCUGGUAAGUAAUGAAUGAAUGACUAGAAAGAAAAGCGACUGAAUCUGUUUCGUUUUGGAUCUUAAGCUGAAACUAGUGAUAAGGCUCGCGAUCUGCGAGGCUCUUGCUUUUUUAAGACUAAAAGGAGUGAACGGUUAUGCUUCUUUUUGGAGCUUGCAAUUUGCGGAGUUGAACAAAAGAGGGAACAAAACACUGCUCAACAGCUAGUUAGGAUUUUGCGGCCAGUGAUCUUUUGUGGUGCAAUGCGGGGUAUUGGAAGCAAGAUUAAGAUUGGAAUUUUGAUUACUUUGUUUUUAGGGGUUUCUCUCGGGGUUUUGUAUUCAUUGCUGAAUCCCGUUUCAAAUGGAUGUGUUAUGACUUACAUGUAUCCUACGUACAUUCCUAUUACCUCGUCUGAAAGUGGUUCGCCGGUGAAGUAUGCAUUGUACCUGUAUCAUGAGGGGUGGAAGAAGAUUGAUUAUAAGGAUCAUCUCAAAAAGCUUAGUGGUGUGCCAGUGCUUUUUAUCCCGGGCAAUGGUGGUAGCUACAAACAGGUCCGGUCUGUGGCUGCAGAAUCUGAUAGGGCAUAUCAGAGUGGUCCCCUGGAGCGUACAUUUUACCAAGAAGCUUCUCUAAGCCCCAAAGAAGGAGGUUCAGACAAAAAUAUAUCUGGUUUUCGGUUACCCAGCCAGUAUACUAGCAGGCUAGACUGGUUUUCUGUUGAUCUUGAAGGAGAACAUUCUGCAAUGGAUGGUGCGAUUCUUGAAGAGCACACUGAAUAUGUUGUGUAUGCUAUUCACAAGAUUUUAGAUCAGUAUAAAGUGUCUUAUGAUGCUCGAAUAAGAGAAGGUACUCCAGUUUCUGGGAGUUUGCCAAAUAGUGUGAUAUUAGUUGGUCAUUCUAUGGGUGGUGUUGUUGCUAGAGCUGCUGUUAUCCACCCUCGCCUUAGGAAAUCAGCAGUUGAAACUGUUCUUACAAUGGCAUCCCCUCAUAAAUCACCACCUGUGCCAUUGCAGCCUUCCUUGGGUCAUUAUUUUGCACGUGUAAAUUCUGAAUGGAGAGAGGGAUAUAAAGUUCAGAGGACUAACACUGGGCGUUAUGUCUCUGGUCCUGCACUCUCUCAUGUCGUUGUUGUAUCUAUUUCUGGUGCAUAUAAUGAUUACCAGGUACGGUCACAAUUAGCAUUGCUUGAUAAUAUUGUACCCCCAACACAUGGCUUCAUGAUCAGUAGUACUGCCAUGAAAAAUGUGUGGUUGUCCAUGGAACAUCAGGCUAUUUUAUGGUGUAAUCAAAUGGUUGUCCAAGUCUCACACACACUUCUUAGUCUGAUAGACUCGAGAACAGGCCAACCUUUUCCUGAUACUCAAAAGAGGCUAGCAGUGUUUGCAAGAAUGCUGCGUAGUGGAAUAUCAGAUAAUUUCAAUAGGAUGAUGCAGUUGCCCUCUUCUAAACAGUCAAUGCAUGUUCCUGGCCAGAACACACAAGAUGCUACUGGAUCUCUAGUACAUAGAUCGGUUUCGUGCCCUGCCAAUAUUCAUUGGAACGAAGAGGGCCUUGAUAGAGACCUAUACAUUCAGACAAAUGUUGUAACUGUAUUAGCAAUGGAUGGUCGAAGACGGUGGUUGGACAUACAAAAAUUGGGGUCAAAUGGAAAAAACCAUUUUGUGUUUGUGACCAAUCUUGAACCGUGUUCUGGAAUUAGAAUUCAUUUGUGGCCAGAAAAGGGAAAAUCUUCCCCAGAUUUGCCUCUCAAUGAUAGGGUGGUUGAAGUAACAUCAAUGAUGAUGCGUAUUCCUUCAGGUCCAGCACCACGACAGCUUGAGCCUGGCAGUCAGACCGAGCAAGCCCCUCCAUCUGCUGUGUUUUGGUUGGGACCAGAAGACAUGCGUGAUUUCAAAUUUCUUACCAUCUCAGUUGCACCUCGUCCGUCUGUUUCAGGAAGGCCACCACCGGCAGUAUCCAUGGCAGUUGGGCAGUUCUUUAACCCAGACGAAGGGAAGAAAGAUUUAUCUGCAUGGUUUAUGCUUCAGUCUAUCUAUUCUCAAAAGGAACUGUUAUUGGAGGAAGCACAUCCUUUGGCUGUCAAAUUAUCAUUUGCUGUCAGCUUGGGUCUUCUUCCUGUUACUUUGUCUAUGAAAGCUGUCAGUUGUGGAAUUAAAAAUACUGGACUUCCAGAGGAGGAAGCUGGAGACCCUGAAAGCACUAAUCUCUGUAAAUUGCGCUGCUUCCCACCUGUUGCACUUGCUUGGGAUGAUACAGCUGGUCUUAGCAUAUAUCCAAACUUGAAUACGAAGACAAUUUUUGUGGAUUCCACACCUGCUCUUUGGAGUUCAACUCAGCAUUCAGAGAAAACUGUAGUUCUUCUAUUGGUUGACCCACAUUGUUCUUAUAAAAGUAGCAUUUCAACAUCCGUUAGUGCCGCUGCGAGUAGGCUUCUGCUGCAGUAUUGUCCAAAGAUAGUUGGUUUCUCUAUUGCUGUUAUUUUCUUUGCUCUAAUGCGGCAAGCAUGUUUAUGGGAUGCUGGUCUACGGAUACCAACAAUGUUAACAGCUCUGCAAUCCAAUUUAACACUUUUAUCACAUUUGUUUCCCCUAGCCAUUCUACCCAUUUUCUUAUCCUUUUUCCUUUCCGUGCUGCUGUCUCGGCCAUUUCCCCCAUUUGCUAGCUUCAUUGGCAUCUCCCUGAUUUGUUAUAUCUUCGCAAAUGGGUUUGUAGCAAUUCUGGCUUUGAUAUCUCACUUGGUAUUCUUUGUGGCUGCUGUGACACACAUCUUCAUCAAGACAAGGUGGCAAAUGUGGGAACAAAAUGGUUUUAUUUUUCUUCGUUGGUUUGUCAAUCUGUCAUCUAGUUUCUUUUCUCUAAAGGGGGUCAGAGUUUUGAGAGCAAAUCCAGUACUUGUAACGGUGCUUGCUGCAAUGAUCUUUGCAUGCUUGGUUCAUCCAGCAUUUGGUCUACUAAUCCUUCUGUGCUCUCAUUUUUUCUUCUGCCACAACGCGCUAUGCAGCUUCCUCAUGGCUUCUUGCCGUAACCAUGAACAAAACAAUGGAACUUUAGAUUCUUUGUCUCAAGUCCACAAUGGGUCUGAACGGCCGAGGUUCAAAUUCGAUGGUAGUUUUGAUCGGACAUUCCCUUCAGAAAAUGACUCUUCCAAUAGUCCGGAUUCAUCAAAAAGUUUUAGUGACACCCAGUUAGAUGCAUUCCACCAUCGCCAUGGGUUGUUGUUGUUGCAUUUUGUUGCAACGAUGAUGUUUGCCCCCUCCAUGGUAGCUUGGUUCCAGAGGCUAGCUAUGGGCAAGUCUCUCCCAAGGCUUCUGGAUUCAACACUUUGUAUCUGCGUUAUACUUCACGGCAUCUGCAACACAAAGCCAGAGUUCAAUUCUUUCUUUUUGCCCAUCAGGGGGGUCCCCAUCCUCAAAGUUCGUCUAUACUUCCUAUAUCUGAUAGCUGGAUACUGUUCCUAUUUUGCUGGUCUGGCCAUGGCUCCGUACAUAGCCUUUUAUGCUAUGGCUGCUAUAGGUGCCAUUUCCUUUACUUUAAGGAUGUUGCAAAGAAGGAAUAGGGAUACAAAACAGGUUACUUAUGGCAGCAGAAAGCGGCACUAAACAAGCUUCAACAACUUCGUAGAACUAGAUAAUAGGAUGUCAGGAGUUCUCACUGUUAUGAAUUUACGAUUGUUUUGAUGAUGUAUACCUCGGUCAUUGCUGUUUGAUGCUUCAUGUCGAGACGAAAUUUCACUGGUGAAAUGAAACUGAGAGUGUGUAAUCCGAGUAUUCCACGUAGAACUGUUGCAACAUUUUAGAAGCUUUGGGCUUAGCAUUUCUUUUGUUCAUAUUUUUUUCUUUUAUUCUUUUAUACAUAUGUGCCAAGGUCCUUUUUUGCUAGCGGAUCUUUGUAUAAGGAUAUACAUUGUAGAAUUUUGCUGGAACACAAUUAAAAUCUUCUUGAUGGUUUGA